This is a messenger RNA of Coccidioides immitis RS, 1932 nucleotides long. RefSeq lists its product as uncharacterized. The transcript has 2 exons. NCBI's taxonomy places the organism in Eukaryota, Fungi, Ascomycota, Eurotiomycetes, Onygenales, Onygenaceae. Bases 1 to 1320 code for a protein of 439 amino acids. The record is from RefSeq and is a predicted model, not a curated record.
AUGGAAAAUGGAGGCGCGCAACCAGGAGCGCCAGUUCCACACCGCAGCGGGAACAAUGAAGCCGGUCGAAGGUCUAGAUCCGGCAGCGCCUCCAGCGUGCUGCACAAACGAAGCUUUUCGUCGUCAUUAUUUUCCAAAUUUACCUUUGCACGUAUGAACCAGUCGAGCGGUAAUGUUGCCGAACGCGGCGGUGAAAACGCGGCCCAGAUGCAGGGCGAGGAUGCUGGGCCAUUUUUGGGCCGAGAGAUAUUGGAGGCGCGAGCGGGGGGAGGGAGGGCUAUGGCCACUGCGUUGCAGCAGCAGAUAAGGACGAGGAGGAGAAAAGGCUCCCUGAGAAAGACAGCGCUGUUGGGGACGGGAGUCCUGAGAAUGGCCCAGAAGGGCCCGCCCAGCCGGGCUGCGGAGGUCUCUCGCGAUGUCUCUCCCAACAAAGACAUCGACCGAAACAAGGACACGGGCGCGGAGCAGACAAGCCGCGAUGGUCUAACGCGCUUUCCUGAUCUCUCUCUACCUGUCGGACACGAUGAAGGUGCAACAAUGGCUUCGCGGCCAUUCGAUCAACGAGCUCCUCCACGACCACCUACGCCUCCCGUCCGCCCAUCUCCCCAGCCGGCCUGGAAUCACCAUCCAUCCCAAGGGCGGGAGCAGCCACAGCAUCAACAGCAGAUGAAGAAACCCGUACAGCAAGUCACCUCACAUUCGGCCUCGGAAGCCCGCAGCACAAUGAGCUCCCUGCGCGACGAUGUCCCCACCGACGAGGACGACCUGGUCUCCUUCCCGCCCCUCACCAACUCCCUCUCGCGCCUCUCCAGUCAAACAAGCACCAGCAGCAUCUCCGCCUUAUCCUCCCUGCCCCCGCGCCGCAUCCCGCUAUCAAUUCCCACCCUCUCGUGCAGCUCAGACUCUUACUUCCCACCCCUCGGCUCCAACGACGCCGGAACCAUCGCGAAAUCCCGCCCUCGCGCUCCCUCCCAGCGCGUUCGGUCCCCGCUCGCAACAAACCCCGCCGAAAUGGCCUCCUCCCCCGAAGGAUGGGACUACUCCGAGACCGAAUGGUGGGGCUGGAUCAUACUGGUCGUGACGUGGGUGGUGUUUGUCGUGGGCAUGGGCAGCUGUCUGGGGGUAUGGAGCUGGGCAUGGGAUGUUGGAGAGACACCCUAUGCGCCGCCGGAGCUAGAGGAUGAUCCAACGCUGCCAAUUGUGGGAUACUAUCCAGCGCUGAUUAUACUGACGGCGGUGAUGGCGUGGGUUUGGGUGGUGGUGGCGUGGAUGGGAAUGAAGUAUUUUCGGCAUGCCAAUAUUUCGGGAGAGGAUAUAUGAAUGGCCCUCAGUUGGUUUGCGCAGAUUGCGUUUUGGAUGUUAUUACGACAGAUCCUAUCCGGUUGAAUUUGGAUUUCUCGCCCGAUAUGGUAAGUAAUCUCGCGGGAGCUGUGGGAAAUUAAAAAAAAAGAUUCUUAAGACGCCCGAGACACCAACCUAUAUCUAAAGGACGCCCGCUCAGUGGUAUAACUAUUUGUAAAAAUCAACAAUUUUUGGGGGCCGGCUCAAAGAGACGCCAGCAGCCAAUAGCAGGAAUUUCCAGAAAUCAAUCAGUGUUUGAACACGAUCGCGUUAAAGACUGGCCUGUGCCAUCUUUCGAUUUAGCAAGUGAAGCCUGCGCACCUCAUCUGUUUGCCGUCGAUCGAUGGGCUCUUCAAUGGGGGUCGUUGACUCAGAUGUGUUCGGAGUCCCCGUUUCUCCCAGGGCAACAGUCGUGCCUGGUGCUUUGCUAACCAAGCCCUUGGAAACUGCGAAGCCGGCGGAGCGAUCGUGAUUUGGAUCCUCAUCGUAAAACUCAUCUAUGAUGGGAUGGAUAAGAACUGUUUGUUUGUGGAUGGUAAGCAUAGAAUUUGUUGGUACCGUCACCCAGUUAUCUGUAAUGACAUAGUUAGC